AUGGCCAAUAGUUUCAACAAAUUCUUCACAUCAGUGGCGGAGGAUACGUUGAACAGGGUGGACAAGGGUGAUCCUCGCACAAUUCCCAGCGGGGACCUGAACAUAGCCUUCCCAUUGACAGAGUUUGAGCCAACAUCGAAGAGGGAGUUAAGUAAAAUAAUACGUAACAUGAAGAACAAAACUUCAGCGGGGCUAGAUGAGUUCUCCUCUGUGAUGUUGAGGGGCUGUGAAAAGGAACUGCUUGAGCCGCUACUGCACGUUGUCAACUUGAGCCUCCGACUUGGUGUCUGUCCUAAGAAGAUGAAGUCUUCAAAAGUGAUACCCCUUCACAAACAAGGAAGCAAGCACGAUUUGGAAAACUACAGGCCGAUUUCUCUGGUCUCUACCUUUUCAAAAGUUAUAGAGAAAGUUGUACAUAUGCGGAUCUGUGAACACCUACAGAAGAAUUCCAUACAACUCAGAGAACAACAUGGAUUCCUAAGUAAGAAGUCAACUCUGACUGCUUUAGUGGAGUUGGUGGAAUACAUCAUUGAUAAGCUCGAGGAGGGACAUAGUGUGACCGGUGUCUACCUGGAUCUGAGCAAGGCUUUUGAUUGCCUAGGUCAUGAGCUAAUCCUGGCUAAGCUCAGUAAGCUUGGAUUCAGGGACACCGCUUGGAACUGGUUCAGCAAUUACCUUCAAGACAGAGACCAAUUAGUUGAACUAAGGCACUUCGACAAUAAAGCGGACCACCUUCUUCAGGUCAAGUCAGCUCCCCAUUACCAGGGGCGUUCCACAGGGACGACUCUGUCCCUUUUGUCAUCCAGUAUUUCUGCGGAGGAUUUGGAAAUCAAAGGUUAUAUCGCACUUGGUCUGGCCAUGGAUUACUGCAAUGGGAAUGAUUUGGUCUUUAAUGAAACCAAGACGAAACAGCUUGUUAUGGGUUCAAAAAGAGAUACCAUCUCUGAGUUUCCUGGACUUCAAUUGGUGGAAUCCACCAAACACCUCGGUAUCGUCAUCGAUGGCAAGUUGUCGUGGGUGCAGCACCUAAACAUCUUAUGCGGCAAGCUGAGCAGCGGUAUCUUCGCCCUGAGACGGGUUAAGUCCGUCAGCAACAUUGAAGCCGUUAAAAUUACAUACUUUUCCAUCUUCGAGAGCCAUCUGAGAUAUGGAGUUACUCUGUGGGGCGCAGCUUCCCAGCUUCAUCUCGAACGUGUCCUCAUAAUCCAAAAGAAAGCUCUCAGAAUUAUGGCAGAUUUGGAGUGGAACGAGAGCUGCCGUGAGCACUUCAAAAGAUGGAGGAUUCUUACAGUUGUAAAUAUAUACAUACUGGAGGUGAUCAUUUUAGCCUGCAAAAAGAGUAUACCUAGAGGAGAAGAUAUUCAUCAGCACAACACCCGAUUUGCCCACAAUUUCAUUCUUCCAUCCCACAACAGUAGAAGAUUUGAAAUGAAGCCGACGUAUGCUGGGGCCAGGCUGUUUAACCUGCUACCGGAGGAGCUGAAGAGGACUGAUCCAAAAGCCUUAAAAGGAAAACUCUACGAGUGGUUGCUGCAACGUCCAUUUUACAGUGUGAAGGAAUUCAUGGACUGGGCAAACUGUUAA
Homalodisca vitripennis (glassy-winged sharpshooter) is the source of this 1584-nucleotide messenger RNA. RefSeq lists its product as uncharacterized. The transcript has 2 exons. The record is from RefSeq and is a predicted model, not a curated record. Bases 1 to 1584 code for a protein of 527 amino acids. Lineage: Eukaryota; Metazoa; Arthropoda; Insecta; Hemiptera; Cicadellidae.